This is a messenger RNA of Dromiciops gliroides (monito del monte), 1755 nucleotides long. RefSeq names its product autophagy related 12 (gene ATG12). Gene Ontology annotation, biological process: C-terminal protein lipidation; nucleophagy; autophagosome assembly. NCBI's taxonomy places the organism in Eukaryota, Metazoa, Chordata, Mammalia, Microbiotheria, Microbiotheriidae. The transcript has 5 exons. Bases 277 to 696 code for a protein of 139 amino acids. Gene Ontology annotation, cellular component: Atg12-Atg5-Atg16 complex; phagophore assembly site membrane; cytoplasm. The record is from RefSeq and is a predicted model, not a curated record.
AGCGAGACGGUCGCGAGAGCUCGGGGAGCGCCUGCGCAGACGCGGACGUAAGGGUGUGAGGGCUCAUGUAGCAAGAACGAGGGUAUUUUCUCCUCUCUCCCCUCUAGACACCGAGCUCUGUUAACCCCUGCCCGCCGGCUUUCGAGGUUAGAGGGAGAAGGGGUUAUACAUUCAAGCUGUCCCCGGAAAACGAGCCCGAGGAGGUGUUGGGUCUCGCUUCCUGUCACACACACACCCGCCCCUGCACGUGGUCGGAGGCCGAGGUCGAGGAGCAGGAUGGCCGAGCCCGAGCGGCCGCCCAUGUCCCUUCCUGGGGGCCCCGCUGGAGGGGAGGGGGCCACCGAGUUGGGCCCGGACACGAACACAUUGGAGCCGGCGCCCUCCGCCGCCGUCUCCCCUGGAACAGAGGAACCCACCGGCGACGCCAAGAAAAAAAUUGAUGUUCUGCUAAAGGCUGUUGGAGAUACCCCUAUAAUGAAAACAAAGAAGUGGGCUGUGGAACGAACUCGAACCAUUCAGGGUCUCAUUGAUUUCAUCAAGAAAUUUCUUAAACUUGUGGCUUCUGAACAGUUGUUUAUAUAUGUGAAUCAGUCCUUUGCUCCUUCACCAGAUCAAGAAGUUGGAACACUCUAUGAGUGUUUUGGCAGUGAUGGUAAGCUGGUCCUGCAUUACUGCAAAUCUCAGGCAUGGGGAUGAGCAAAAGACUGUAAGAACCACUUGCUGCUUAGCAUUAACCUCCAGAAAGGAAGCAGAGCACUGAGAGACUUUGUGUCCAGAAACCUGUUGGAAAGAGAUGAAUGUGAUCUUCUCUCCAUUUACUUACAGAACACUCUGUGUAUAAGAGAAGUAUCUGAAACAGAGUGGAGUCCUCCUAAAUGUAACUUAAAUUAUUUGUCAUUCAAAUCAUUAUUACAAAGUUGACAGAAUAUACCCAUCUUGCUAGUGUUGCAAAAUGUCUUGGCUACUGUUUUCAUAAUGACAAUGUAUUCUUAAUUUUCCUUUCAUAAAAGGGAUUUUUUUAUGCUUGUUUGUAUGGGGAAAUCCAUUGUACUUUAGUUUCUCCAUUUGCUUGCAUGGGCCAAAAGAGGGAGGGGUAGAUGUUAUCUCUGUUUAUCUCCAUUGCCACAGUGAUACAGAUUUUUUGUAAUAACCUGUUAAUAAUAACAGACAUUUAGCCAACAAGUUGAGCAAGCAGUUUGGAUAGCUGCAAGACUACCUUAAAAUAUUUGUUGUGUAACAGGAACUCUUGACAUCAUAGAACUUUGCCAAAUUCUCUUCUUAUUCUCUUUCAUUAAACAUUAUUUGGGAUAGGUAGAUCAUCCAGAUCUUUUUAGCUUUAAUAUUUAAUCGUUAUUAAGUACAUGGUGAUUUAUUACUUCACCCACACAAUGCCAAAAAGACACUUUGUGUAUAACUAUAGCAACAUAUCUGAGUUAAACUUUUGGUUUUUUGCUAAGUUUGAUUCUGGAGUACUAUAAACACCCUCUGCCUCAUGUACUUGUGCUACUACUUAAAAUUUAAUUUUUCCAUUAAUUUAGACAUUUGAACUAACUAACAUUUUUCUUCACUGCCCAAGUCAUCCUGGCUCUUAGACCAGCUUUCAGGUCAUGACUAGGCUCCACUAUACCAUUUUGUCUGGUAUUAACAAUGCUCCUUCUAACAAAUGAAAUAAUAGAAUUUUCAGCAUUCCAACAAUAAAAAUACAGUAUUUUUUCAACUAACAUUCUAAUAAAUUGAACAAAAUUAUAUAUAUAU